Molecule: messenger RNA, 739 nt
Organism: Mollisia scopiformis
Lineage: Eukaryota; Fungi; Ascomycota; Leotiomycetes; Helotiales; Mollisiaceae
Product: peptidyl-prolyl cis-trans isomerase-like protein 1
Exons: 4
Coding region: 51-596 (181 amino acids)
Cellular component (GO): nucleus; cytosol
Molecular function (GO): protein binding; peptidyl-prolyl cis-trans isomerase activity
Source: RefSeq, a predicted model, not a curated record
CUCCAGUUUGUCUCUUCAUCCCGUUCCAUCCCCCCUUACAGUCUCACACAAUGGCAGACGCAGGCCUUCCUCAAGGAUGGGAAGUUCGUCACAGUAACUCCAAAAACCUCCCUUAUUACUUCAACGAGUCGCAGAAACAGUCAAGAUGGGAACCGCCGCAAGGAACCGAUACCGAGAAGCUGAAGAACUACAUGGCCGAGCAUCAUAGUGCGCUCGAGAUCAGACCCGGUGCUCAGGCAAACGGCAACGCAGGACAUUCGGACAAGAUUCGUGCGAGUCACUUGCUGGUUAAGCAUAGGGAUAGUCGGAGACCCAGCAGUUGGCGUGAGGCUGAGAUCAAGCGCUCGAAGGAAGAGGCUAUGAGUAUUAUUCUUGGACAUGAAGCUCGUAUCAGAAGCGGCCAAACAACCUUGGGUCAACUUGCCGUUAGUGAGUCGGAUUGCAGCAGUGCGAGGAAGAUGGGCGACUUGGGUUUCUUUGGCAAAGGAGAUAUGCAAAAGGAGUUCGAGGAAGCUGCUUUCCAACUCAAGCCUGGACAGGUGAGCGGUGUUGUCCAGACUGCUUCUGGACUGCAUCUCAUUGAGAGACUCGAGUAAAGCGUGUCACCAUUAUAUGAAUUUCAAUCAUUUCAUUUUGGGGCCGGUCUUUAUAUUGCUGGGCAAUCAAAUCCUGGCUGGUCGUGGCUGUACGUUGAAUUAAAAGCGCUUACAUUUAUCAAUAUUAUGGACAUUCACUCGGG